Branchiostoma floridae (Florida lancelet) is the source of this 1977-nucleotide messenger RNA. Its product is annotated as nicotinamide/nicotinic acid mononucleotide adenylyltransferase 1-like. Gene Ontology annotation, biological process: NAD+ biosynthetic process. Bases 77 to 859 code for a protein of 260 amino acids. Gene Ontology annotation, molecular function: nicotinate-nucleotide adenylyltransferase activity; nicotinamide-nucleotide adenylyltransferase activity. The record is from RefSeq and is a predicted model, not a curated record. NCBI's taxonomy places the organism in Eukaryota, Metazoa, Chordata, Leptocardii, Amphioxiformes, Branchiostomatidae. The transcript has 8 exons.
UUACAGUCAGCUCAGAGAAGAUGAGUUGGAGUCAUAUCACCCCCAAAGCUAAAUGUGAUUUUCCAGCGUCUUCAAAAUGGCAGCCCCCGGAAGAGUCGUGUUGUUGGCUUGUGGCUGCUUCAACCCCAUAACCAACAUGCACUUACGUCUUUUCGAGCUUGCUCGUGAUCAUCUGGAGAAGACAGGCCUGUAUAAGGUGAUUGAAGGGAUCAUAUCACCAGCACACGACAAAUAUGGUAAAAAGGGAUUGGUACCCAGUACAGAUAGGAUUGCCAUGGCACAACUGGCACUCUCUACUUCAGACUGGGUGCGUGUGGACAGUUGGGAGAGUGAACAGAAGGGCUGGCUGGAGACUGCUGUGGUGGCCAGGCACUUGAAACGACAGGUUCAGAACAAGCACGGCAGCGUCAUGGACUCUGAAACAGACGGGCCAUCCAGGAAGAGGAGGAAAACACAGCACAACGUUAACAACAUAGAUAAAAAUGCUGGCAGCAGCACAGCUGUGGCAUCUGGUGAUGUACAACUGAAACUGUUGUGUGGUGCAGACUUGCUGGAGUCCUUCGCUGUACCCAAUCUCUGGAGAGAUGAACAUAUCAAAGAACUUGUGUCUGACUUUGGCUUAGUUGUCAUUUCAAGAGCCGGGUCCAACCCUGAAAAGUUUAUCUAUGAGUCUGAUGUGUUGUCUAAAUAUAAGAACAACAUCCAUCUAGUGACAGAAUGGAUUCAGAAUGAGAUAAGUGCCACAAAAAUCAGGCGGUCCCUGAGACGAAAGGAGAGCAUACGGUACCUUGUCCCUGACCCUGUCAUAAACUAUAUCAACGAACAUCAGCUGUACCAGCCAGAAACCGAGACAUCAUGAAGAGGCAACAUUCAGACAUAUCUGAUACAGAAUCUUUACCUUCGUCGAGAAUGAUAUAUUUUCAGUGCCAUUUUUUUCAGUGAGAAUGCAUGAAAAAGUUGCAAAUAAUAAGGACAAGCUUGGCAGGGGCUGGUCUUUGCAAGGAUUUGAAACUGAAGACAUAUACAAUGCCUGAGCUCUUGUGUCAAAACAAAUUGAUUGUAUUGUAGUACAGUAUUGGCAUGGGUCUUAGCUUUGCAGCAACAAUCUGGUUUUCGUAAGAAUUUAGUGGACAAAAAUGCAGGAUUUACCAAAACCUGAGAUGUCAGGUAAUAUGCAAAUCACUUCCUGUCGUCUGCUGUAAUACCAGACCAUUGUUCCUGUGGUCAGACGGUUAGAGAUCCCCAAUACAGAGUACAAUCCAUUUAUAAUGUUGGGAGGAUACUGUAAGGAGUCAAUUUAGCUAUUAAAACCCUGACGGAAGAUAACUAUAUGCUAGAGAACCCUGGGUCCUCAUAGUCCGUGUUUAAGCAAAGUAAAGUUAACGCAUGUUGAAUGUUUUGGCACCUCCAUCUUAAGGGUGAAACUUUCAGGCUGUAGCUCAGCUAGUUAUCAGCUUCACAGUUGAGCUCCUGUUCCUAGUUGGUAAGUGGUUUCAGUCUGAGGAUUUUCUGGUUGGAGCUGUACGGUGAUAACAGCCUCAAUAGCCAUUACCCGGAUGGGUACCUACUGGCUGUAAUGAUACGACACCAAAAGAUGAAUUAUUUUUCUAUAAAAUUCAGAGAACAAGCAAUGGAAUCGAUAAGGCCUUAGUAUCAUGCAGUCUUGUUUUAGAUCUCAUUGUCUAAAAUACUGGCGUAAAAGCAGUGUGGUGGCUUUGAAUAAUAGCCUUGAAUUUCAGCUUAACGCUUGCACAUUGUAUCACUAUGGCAAUCAUGUAAUCUGAUGAUAAGGAACGUGCUGAUUGAAAGCAAUAAAAUCCCUUUGAUUUCCUAUCAUACUCUUUAUUAUUUAGCUGACAACAACAAAGAUUGUGUUUUUCACAUUUUCAGUCUAUAUUGCAACUUUUGUACUUGGUAUAUACAUCAGAUUCUGCAUGUGAAGGCAUAUAUUAAUAAACUGGGUUGCACCUAAGUGUG